GGCCUCUCCGGUUGCCAAGUAUCGCCGCCGAAAACCCCAACUUUGUCCCCUCCUUGUCCUCCUCCGCGCUAAAUCUUAACCUCCUCUUGUGUUCCUCCUCCGCUGCUGCCUUCUGCUCUUCGACCUUUUUCUGUUCCUCUUCCGUCUCCUUGACGGCGGCAGCAACGGCCUCUGGCGACUCGACGCCCCCGUUCUCCGGCUCCACUUCCCGCCGACACCACGGACGGAGUCGCCGUCGACCAUCCCCUCGUGAUCCUCCGUGCGGCGUAGCUCCGCAGUGUAGACGAUGCUCGACUUCCUCGUCCGCGUCCGCCGCUUCACCUCCUCGAUCUUCCGCUGGAUCGGCCGCAGCUCCAUAGCUGGCUCCGGAUUUGACACGGUGUGACCCAUUGAACACGAAGAGAGAGAGAGAGAGAGAGAGAGAGAAGUCGAAAUUUUAUUCGAGGGGAGACGAGAGGAGAUGAGGGAUAGGCUGGGGGCUUUUUCAAGGAGAUUAGGGUUAGGGUUUGGGGUCGACGCGGGCAAGGUCAUCGUCAUCGGCGCCGGCGGUACUGGGCGACCGGGAGCCGGGACCACCGGACGAGGAAGGCCAGCUUUUGGAAAUAAAGGCCCAGGGGAUUGGAUUUGGAUGACCCCGAGCCUUCCUGCGUCUCUUCGAUUAUUCUGCUAUUCCCCGAACCCUAACCCUAACCAGAACCUUAGUGUCAUGGCGUGCACGCUGGAUUUCCGGUGCCUCGACGAAGGCCUCGGCGGCCAGAAGAACAAGCGCAAGAGAUCCGAAUCCCAUGGUCCCGAAUCCAUGGAUGUUGACCCCAACGGCGACGGCGGCGAUGCCAUCCUCCCGCCGUCCAAGAGGCCCGCUCUCCCUUCCCUCGAGAACCCGGAGAAGCCCACGUUCGGCCGGCCCACUUAUGACGGCGUGAUCGCCGGCAAGGUCUCCGGCCGGAAGUGGAAGCAGACACGCACCCGCCGGGCAUCCGCCAUCGCCGCCUCCCGCCGCGGCCCUUCCCUCGAUCUCCGGACGAGGGAGAAGGAGCUCAAGCGGGCCUUCCGGGAGAGGAAGGAGGAGCUCAAGGAGGAGAUCCGGCGGAACAAGGAGGCGAAGAGGAAGAUGAGAGAGGAGAGGGAGAAGAGGAAACAGGAGAACACUCUGAGAACAGGCACGAAGCUCCAGAAGAUCACCAACCCCAAGACUUUGAAGAAAAUCGCUAAGUCGAAGCAGAGGAAGCUGCUCAAAGUCGUCCCGGAUGAGCUGCUCAAUAAGAAUAACAGUAAUAACAUGAAAGAGUAGGUGCCUUUUGGUGAAUCAUACCAUCUUUUUUCUAUAUCGAUGCUAAUCUUGUUUUUGUUGGGUAGUUGUCUGAUGUUGGUAAUUGGGGAAUAGAGUGGGUUUGGUUGUUUGAAUAGUUAUAUCUUUCAAAAUUUUGGGUAGAAAUAGAAUUCGCUGGUGUUAGAUUGUGUUUCUAUACAAUGUUGAGCUGCAUUUAUGAUUCUGCAUCUCUUCUUAUUCUUCUCUUCUUUCGGACAAUCUAUGGAGGCUUAUGUCAUAUGGUAUGAUCGUU
Molecule: messenger RNA, 1562 nt
Organism: Phoenix dactylifera (date palm)
Lineage: Eukaryota; Viridiplantae; Streptophyta; Magnoliopsida; Arecales; Arecaceae
Source: RefSeq, a predicted model, not a curated record